CCGCCGCCCGGAGUCCGCGGCGCUGCACCAGGUGAGCCGGCGCAGGGGAGCGGCCCGGGCGGGGGUCCCGGGCUCCGCACCCCGGGACCUUGACCUCUGCGCCCCACCCCGCCGGGAGUCCCCGGGCCGCUUGGACAGAUUCCACCCCAGCCUGACGCCGGGCUCCCGGGUGCUCUCACCACCAGGCUACCCGGUCUCCGCUCCGCCCUGGCCCGGGGCUUCCUUGGCCCCAGGACCCUGCGAGGUCUCCCCGCCCGGCGUGGGGGUGGGGGCAGAAAAAAGAAGGAAAAGCUCGGCCUUGGACCUGGAAGAUGGAGAGACAGAAAAACACCACAGCAUCAAAGCCUCCUUCAGUAUGGUGGGGGCUGGGCUUGAACCCCAGGUCUCACACGUGGCAAAGCAGUGCACUAUCUAGGGUCCCUGCUUGUGCUUCUCAAUGGAGAGUGAGCACACAGAUCCAGAAUGAAAACUAGCCCCCGGCGGCCACUGAUUCUCAAGAGACGGAGGCUGCCCCUUCCGGUCCAGAAUGCCCCGCCGGAGACAUCUGAGGAGGCGCCUAAGGGGUCCCCCGCCCAGCCAGAGGCUGGCCAAGCUCAGCCCGCCCAGGAGGGGGCAGAAGCUGGUCCCCAUGAGUUCCCAGCUGGCAUCAAGAUCGUCAACCACCCCACCAUGCCCCACACCCAGGUGGUGGCCGUCCCUAGCAACGCCGACAUCCAGAGCAUCAUUUCGGCCUUGACUGCCAAGGGGAAGGAAAGCGGCAGCAGUGGACCCAACAAGUUCAUCCUCAUCAGUUGUAGAGAAGCCCCCACACACCCGCCGGGACCCCAGCCUUCAGCUCCAGCCAGCAGUGAUCCCAAGGGGGCAGAAAUCGUCACUGAGACACUGGGCCCAAAACCUGCACCUGGUGAUGUCCAUCUUCCCAGAGUGCCCAGCAUCCUUCCUGGGCAGAGCAGGGACGGCUGUGCUGGCAGCGAGGCCAGGAGCUGCGCUCUGGACAACAGCCUGACUAACAUCCAGUGGCUCCGCAAGAUGAGUUCUGACAGGCUGGGCACCUGCAGCAUCAAGGUGGAGGUAGAGACGGAGACAGAAGAGAAGGAGAACCGGCCUGUGGAGCAGAGCCAGGUCAAGGUGGAAUCAGCCCCAGGGCCCCUGGGGUCCUGGCAGCACUCAGCUUCUGAACGACCCCCCUACUCCUACAUGGCCAUGAUCCAGUUUGCCAUCAAUAGCACUGAGAGGAAGCGCAUGACCCUGAAGGACAUCUACACUUGGAUUGAGGACCACUUCCCCUACUUCAAGCACAUCGCCAAGCCUGGCUGGAAGAACUCCAUUCGCCACAACCUUUCUCUCCACGACAUGUUUGUCCGGGAAACUUCGGCCAAUGGCAAGGUCUCUUUCUGGACCAUUCACCCCAGUGCCAACCGCUACCUGACGCUAGACCAGGUGUUUAAGCCACUGGACACAGGCUCUCCACACUCGCCCGAGCGCUUGCACGCACAGCAGCAGAAACGGGCCAAUCCUGACCCCCGCAGGAAUGUGACCAUCAAAACUGAACUCCCAUUGGGCGCACGGCGGAAGAUGAAGCCUCUGCUCCCGCGGGUCAGCUCCUACCUGGUGCCCAUCCAGUUCCCGGUGACCCAGCCUCUGGUGCUGCAGCCCCCGGUAAAGGUGCCUCUGCCCUUAGCCGCUUCGCUCAUGAGCUCAGAGCUCGCCCGCCAUAGCAAGCGAGUGCGAAUUGCCCCCAAGGUGCUGCUGGCCGAUGAUGGGGUCGCUCCCCUGCCCCCCAUGGAGCCUGGGAAGGAGGAGAAGCUGCUGCUGGAAGAAGGCCUGUGCCCCCUGCUUCCACUUCAGUCCAUCAAGGAGGAGGCUAGGCAGCCUGGGGAGGAUGUGCAGGAGCCCUCCCUACUUGGGAGGCCCAUCAAGGUGGAGAGUCCACCCCUGGAAGAGUGGCCCUCGCCCUGCCCAUCUGCUACAGAGGGGCUGUCCCGCUCCUGGGACGAGUCACACUCCCCUACCCCCAGGGCCAAAAAGGCAUCUGGGGGGCCCAGGUCCCCCUCCCGGCGCAUCUCGGACAUGCUGGUCAUCCGGCGCCGCGAGCGGAGGCAGCAGAGUCGUUCCCGCAGGAAACAGCACCUACAACCCGGGCUGCUGUUCUCUGAGGGGGCCCCCGGAGUGCCCUGCCGAGCCCCAGAGCCCACCCUGCUGGCUGAGCCCCCCCAGCUUGGCUAUACCCCAGAUGAGGCAGGCACCUUCCAGACUCCUGUCAAGGACACGCUACCCACCUCCUCUACCCCCAGCAAACCCACCCUCCCCCUGAGCCCCAAGUCCUGGGGGCUCACACCCCCUGCCAAAGUGGGGGGACUAGAGUUCAGCCCUGUGCGAACACCCCUGCCUGACUCUCUAGGGCUGGCCGAUCUCAGCACCACCCCCCUGCAAAGCAUCCCCCUCUUUGACUCACCCCGAGAACUCCUCAAUCCCGAGCCCUUUGACCCCGCCCCCGACCCCUUCAGUAGCUGUCCCCCCAAUGACACAGGCGCCCCCAAGCCUGGCUCCCCCGAGCCCCACGUGGCCAACCUGUCAGCCAACCGUUCCCUGACAGAAGGCCUGGUCCUGGACACCAUGAAUGACAGCCUCAGCAAGAUCCUGCUGGAUAUCAGCUUCCCUGGCCUAGAGGAAGACCCACUGGGCCCUGACACCAUCAACUGGGCUCACUUCCUGCCUGAGCUGCGCUAGCAGCCCGGCCUGCUGCUGGUGACUAGGCCCUCAGAGGGGAUAGCAGGCUCCUUGGGGCCCCCGGGAACUCCGCCGUCUGGCCUCACUGUGUCAUGCCAUAACUGCCACGGGGCCCUCUGCUCAGGCCUGGGAACCCGCCUCUGCCACUGCCUGCUCCCCAGACCAACUUCUCUCUCCCUUACGGGUGGGAAGAGCAGAAGCAAAGGUGAACUGAGAUGGAUGGCUGCCUGUGUCUGAGCCCAGAGGCCUCUUCCAGCCCCGCUGCUGGCAGGAUGGCCCCUGUAAAUAGUGUCAUUCUCCAAACAACCCUUUAAUUAUAAACGUGAGCUUAUUUGCAUAGACUGGCGUCUGGGAGACAAGCAGGACCACUAGAUGCUGCUUCUGUCUUUGUGGGUGGCUACCCAGUGUGGCUAUUAGUUGUGCCAGAGACUGGCAAGUGUGAGGACUUGGCCAGAGGCUCGGGGAAACUGGGGGGGGGGGGCCUCACCCACCAGCUGAGCAUGCAGAAUGCCCCAGACCCACCCAGCCAUGCUUACAUGCCAUCUCUAGAACACUACUGUACCACCUGGCAAUAAAACUUGGGGGACUGCU
This is a messenger RNA of Erinaceus europaeus (western European hedgehog), 3321 nucleotides long. It is a transcript of the gene FOXM1, whose product is annotated as forkhead box M1. Gene Ontology annotation, biological process: regulation of DNA-templated transcription; G2/M transition of mitotic cell cycle. Lineage: Eukaryota; Metazoa; Chordata; Mammalia; Eulipotyphla; Erinaceidae. The transcript has 10 exons. Gene Ontology annotation, molecular function: DNA-binding transcription factor activity; sequence-specific DNA binding. The record is from RefSeq and is a predicted model, not a curated record. Bases 463 to 2730 code for a protein of 755 amino acids.